GCCGCCCGGACACAACGGCUUUUAUCUUCCGGUUCCGCGCAAGCACUUCCUGGCUGAGGCAAGAUGGCGGCGCGCGUGGUGCUGUGUGCGUGUAGAAGAGCCGUUGUGCCCGGCCUUUCCUCUCCCAGUCUGAACUCAGCGUCAUGGCCCCGCCCCCCUGGCCAAUUCUACCCCCUGAUGUGCCGCACUUUUGCCUCCGAGGCCAAGAAGACGUACGUCAGGGACAAGCCUCACGUCAACAUCGGCACCAUCGGCCACGUGGAUCAUGGCAAGACCACCCUCACUGCUGCAAUUACUAAGAUUCUGGCGGAGGCGGGGGGUGCCCAGUUCAAGAAGUACGAGGAGAUCGACAAUGCCCCUGAAGAGAAGGCGCGUGGCAUCACUAUUAAUGCCUCCCACGUGGAAUAUGCCACGGCCAACAGACAUUAUGCCCACACAGACUGCCCCGGGCACGCAGAUUACGUCAAGAACAUGAUCACGGGGACGUCUCAGAUGGACGGCUGUAUUCUGGUUGUUGCUGCCACUGACGGGCAGAUGCCACAGACCCGGGAGCACCUGCUUCUGGCCAAACAGAUUGGCGUGACCAACAUAGUGGUGUACAUUAACAAGGCCGACGCUGUGGAUGACAAGGAGAUGUUGGACCUGGUGGAGCUGGAGGUGCGGGAGCUGCUCACUGAGUUUGGAUACGAUGGGGAGAACACGCCCAUUAUCACUGGCUCCGCCCUCUGCGCACUGGAGAACCGGAACAUGGACAUUGGGCUGAACUCCAUCAUGAAGCUGCUCGAUGCAGUGGACACCUACAUUCCUGUGCCCCCUCGGGAGCUGGACAAGUCCUUCCUGUUGCCCGUGGAGGGCGUCUACUCAAUACCAGGCAGAGGGACGGUGGUUACUGGGACUCUGGAGCGGGGAAUCAUUAAGAAGGGAGAUGAGUGCGAAUUCGUUGGGCGCAACAAACACAUCAAGUCUGUUGUAACAGGCAUUGAGAUGUUCCAUCAGAACCUGGACCGGGCAGAAGCAGGAGACAACCUUGGAGCGUUGGUGAGAGGAUUAAAGAGGGAGGAUGUGAAACGCGGGAUGGUCAUGUGCAAACCUGGAUCUAUCCGACCUCACCAGAAGAUUCAGGCCCAGGUUUAUAUCCUGAGUAAAGAUGAAGGGGGGCGACACAAGCCGUUUGUCAGUAACUUCCUGCCGGUGAUGUUCUCUCUGACGUGGGACAUGUCCUGUCGGGUCACUCUGCCCAAUAAUAAGGAGAUGGUGAUGCCAGGAGAAGACACGGCCCUCACACUGACCCUCCGACAGCCAAUGGUGUUAGAGAUCGGUCAGCGCUUUACCCUGCGGGACGGGAACCGCACUAUUGGCACCGGCCUGGUCACGGAGAUCUUGCAGAUGUCACCAGAUGAUGAAGUGAAUUGGGGAGGCUGAACCCCACAAAAUGAACUAUUCUGGGGGGAGGAUCAAUGAACAACUGUUCCUAUUGGCUCAAAGCCAACACAGCUCUUAGUAUCUCCCCCCACCCCCCAAAUCUCUGUCCCCCUGAAUAACCAAAACCAAUUAGGACCGCUCCAAACUCACCCCCUUUAGCUGCUCCCGUAGGUACCCCGGGUGCUCAGUCCGCACGUCCCCACUGGCAACAUUCGAUAAUCACACAGGAGGAAACUCAGAAAAAGGCAGAUUUUAUUGUAAGAUUGUGCAGAAAUACUUGGCCUUACGCGUUUCAGGAACAGACUUGUGAAAUGAAUUGUACUUGUGUAUUAUAUACAAUUAGUCUGCCUCGUCUUCAUUACUACUAAUAAAAAAUUUAUUUAUUUCAAUUAUGGGGGGGUUAUGUGUUUUGGAUACUUUGUAUAGUUGUUACUUGAAGUGUUGACCUUAAUAUUGUUUCAAAUACUUUUUAUUAAAUUAAAUGUAAUCUGGUGGUUGA
Xenopus laevis (African clawed frog) is the source of this 1921-nucleotide messenger RNA. RefSeq names its product elongation factor Tu, mitochondrial (gene tufm.S). The transcript has 11 exons. The coding region runs from base 64 to 1422 and encodes 452 amino acids. Lineage: Eukaryota; Metazoa; Chordata; Amphibia; Anura; Pipidae. The record is from RefSeq and is a predicted model, not a curated record.